This is a messenger RNA of Phyllostomus discolor (pale spear-nosed bat), 1278 nucleotides long. RefSeq names its product odd-skipped related transcription factor 1 (gene OSR1). Gene Ontology annotation, cellular component: nucleus. The record is from RefSeq and is a predicted model, not a curated record. The coding region runs from base 322 to 1125 and encodes 267 amino acids. NCBI's taxonomy places the organism in Eukaryota, Metazoa, Chordata, Mammalia, Chiroptera, Phyllostomidae. Gene Ontology annotation, biological process: regulation of transcription by RNA polymerase II; embryo development; urogenital system development. The transcript has 3 exons. Gene Ontology annotation, molecular function: DNA-binding transcription factor activity, RNA polymerase II-specific; RNA polymerase II transcription regulatory region sequence-specific DNA binding.
GCUAAGGGAUGAGUGAGUCUGAGCUCGGUCUCUUCCCAGCACGUUCUCAGCUGCUCGGGUUCAGACCCAACCGGGGAGCCGGGAACCGGGCUCACCAUCCCCGGCAGGCUAGACUGCGGGGGCGCUGAGCGCUUCCCGCGUGUCCGGGGCUCGGAGUUCCCGCCGCCGGAGCGGGGACAGGACUGCAAAGGUCCGGGGGUGCCUGUGGAAUCCAGCGCCUCUGGCUCCCCGGGUCCCCCGCAGCGGGAGCCCCAGAGGCGCGCUCAGCCCCGGACCGCCGUGAAACAAGAUUCCUAUUGAGAACCCGCCGCAAUUACCACAAUGGGCAGCAAAACUUUGCCAGCGCCAGUGCCCAUCCACCCAUCCCUACAGCUCACCAACUACUCCUUCCUCCAGGCAGUAAACGGCCUGCCCACGGUGCCCUCGGACCACCUGCCCAACCUGUACGGCUUCAGUGCUCUGCACGCCGUACACCUGCACCAGUGGACGCUGGGCUACCCCGCCAUGCACUUGCCACGAUCCUCUUUCUCCAAAGUGCCCGGAGCCGUGUCCAACCUGGUGGAUGCGCGCUUCCAGCUGCCCGCCUUUCCCUGGUUCCCCCAUGUCAUCCAGCCCAAGCCCGAGAUCACCGCGGGAGGCAGCGGCCCGGCGGCCCUCAAGACCAAGCCGCGCUUCGAUUUUGCCAACCUGGCCUUGGCCGCCACGCAAGAAGAUCCGUCCAAGCUUGGCCGGGGGGAGGGUCCCGGCUCCCCCACAGGUGGGCUGGGCGCCCUCCUGGAUGUGACCAAGCUAUCCCCGGAAAAGAAGCCCACGAGGGGACGCCUGCCUUCCAAAACUAAGAAAGAGUUCGUCUGCAAGUUCUGUGGUCGCCACUUCACGAAGUCCUACAACCUACUUAUCCAUGAGCGGACGCACACGGAUGAGCGGCCCUACACUUGUGACAUCUGCCACAAAGCCUUCCGGAGGCAAGACCACCUACGGGAUCACAGAUAUAUCCACUCCAAAGAAAAGCCUUUCAAGUGUCAAGAGUGCGGGAAAGGAUUCUGCCAGUCCAGGACUCUCGCUGUCCACAAGACGCUACACUCACAGGUGAAGGAGCUCAAAACCUCCAAGAUCAAAUGCUAAGGAGAGUCCCCCUCCGGUCAGCAGGACCCUGGGUCACGCCCACCCCUCCUCCAGAGGAACCAGAAGCCGGAAGGAGACGGACUCUCGCAGACCUCGGGAAGGGCUCCCGGACCUUCCCUGGUCCCCAACACAGCCCCUUGGGUCCCGGGCGGG